GUAUCGUUGCAUCAUUGGGCAUUCGAGGGUUAAUGAUGGGGAGUGGACAGGACCCGGGUAUUUAACUAACUGAGGAGAUGACCUGGGACCAGAGGGGCCGCUCACUUCCUUUUCCUGCAGCUCGGCUCCUCCGGCCCUGCUCCUCUCCCCUCCCCUGGGAUGAAGCCUCCCCCUCUUUUGGCCGUCCUUUGCCUCCUGGUGGCCCUGGCUGGCGGGAACCUGGUCCAGUUUGGGGUGAUGAUCGAGAGGGUGACAGGGAAGUCGGCGCUGCAGUACACCGACUACGGCUGCUACUGCGGCAUCGGCGGCUCCCACUGGCCUGUGGACGAGACGGACUGGUGCUGCCAUGCCCACGACUGCUGCUACGGGCGUCUGGAGAAGCAGGGCUGCGAGCCCAAGCUGGAGCGGUAUCUAUUCUCUGCCAGCAGGCACGGCAUCGUCUGUGCAGGCAGAACUGCCUGCCAGCGCCAGACCUGCGAGUGCGACAAGACGGCCGCGCUCUGCUUCCGCCGGCACCUGGGCACCUAUGACCGCAAAUACGCCCACUACCCCAACAAGCUGUGCACGGGGCCCACCCCGCCCUGCUGAGGCCGUGCCCCACCGCCCCCCUGUGGCCUUCCGAGGCCCCCGCCUCCGGCUGCUGCGGCCCCAGGCCUGGGGAACACCAAGACCGUCCUUCUGAAAAAUUUCCGUCCUGCAAACCCAUCCGUCCCUGAGAACGCCCCCAGACUGCGACCUGGACGACCACGGGCCUCCCAGGCCCUGUUCCCCUUCGGGAGAGCCACGCCUGGCCCCUUCGGCCUAGAAGACUGUGUAACCCACCCCUGGAAUCUCAGUCCCCUCUCCUGAGUAAAUGAAUAAUGUUU
This is a messenger RNA of Phyllostomus discolor (pale spear-nosed bat), 866 nucleotides long. It is a transcript of the gene PLA2G2E, whose product is annotated as phospholipase A2 group IIE. Gene Ontology annotation, biological process: lipid catabolic process; phospholipid metabolic process; negative regulation of T cell proliferation. Gene Ontology annotation, molecular function: phospholipid binding; calcium ion binding. The transcript is spliced from 4 exons. Lineage: Eukaryota; Metazoa; Chordata; Mammalia; Chiroptera; Phyllostomidae. Bases 160 to 588 code for a protein of 142 amino acids. The record is from RefSeq and is a predicted model, not a curated record.